Molecule: messenger RNA, 2135 nt
Organism: Thunnus maccoyii (southern bluefin tuna)
Lineage: Eukaryota; Metazoa; Chordata; Actinopteri; Scombriformes; Scombridae
Product: deoxyribonuclease-1-like
Exons: 9
Coding region: 599-1561 (320 amino acids)
Biological process (GO): DNA catabolic process
Cellular component (GO): nucleus
Molecular function (GO): DNA nuclease activity
Source: RefSeq, a predicted model, not a curated record
AUGACGUCCAUAUCAUUCAUAUUAUAUAUCCAUAUUUAUAUACAAUCAAUGGUAGUAACAAAGUUUGGAGGUAUUUUUAAUCUUUGGACAGAGCCAGGCUAGCUGUUAACUUCUGCUUCCAGUCUUCAUGCUACGCUAGGCUAAAAACAUUCUGACUGCAGCUCAUGAGUCUGAUAUCGAUCUUCUCAGCUCACUCCCAGAAAGAAAGCAAAUUAGUAUAUUUUACAAAAUGUUGGGAAAUGUCUUUAUUUUUCAUGAAGGAUUACAUUUUUUAUUUUGAUGAUACUUGUCAAAUAAUAUCUUUUCUUUUAGCAGACAGGUGACAGAGCAGCGUGGUGUGUGUGAUGAAAGCAGAACAUACUUACAGAAAGGAAGUGCUUACUGGCUCAGAUAAAAGAUAGUGAGUGUGGGAUCUGUAAUGGUUUGCAUGCAUCGACAGAAUAUACUUGUCAUGUGAGUAUGUGUGUCUGUGUCUGUGUAUGUGCCUGCACUAGGUUUGUGGCCGACAGACACUUCCUGUUUCUUGGAGGUUAGAUAGAUAAAGCAGCCACUUACUGUUUAACUCUAUCAUUCUGCUUAAGUCAACCAGACCGUCAAAAUGAAGAUAGCAGCCUUCAAUUGCAAGAACCUGGGGACGAAGAAGGUCACAGACAAGACUGUCGUCCACUAUCUCACCAAGAUCAUGUCCCAGUACAGUGUGGUGGUGAUACUGGAGGUGAUGGAUAAGAGCGGUGAGGCCAUGGAGAAGUUACUUCAAGAACUCAACAACACCGGCAGUGACAAAAAGAAAAAGAGUCUCUACACCAUGACCGCCAGCUCCCAGCUGGGAAGAGACACCUACAAGGAGCAGUUUGUUUGUUUCUACAGAGAGGAUGAGGUGACGCUGACGGCCACUUACCAGUAUGAAGAUAAUCAACUUGGAGAUGAAGAUGCCUUCGCCAGAGAGCCGUUUAUCCUGCGCCUCAGCUGUCCAACUACAGUUGUGAAAGACCUGGUUCUGAUCCCAGUCCACACCAAGCCAGACGACUCGAUGAAGGAGCUCGACGAGUUGCACGACGUGGUCAACGUCAUCAGGGAGAAGUGGAAAACUGAUAAUAUUAUGAUUUUGGGGGACUUUAAUGCAGAUGGACGCUAUCUCUCCAAGAGGAAGUUGGAAACGAUCCGCAUCCGCCCUGCUCCUUAUCAUUGGCUGAUAGCUGAUGACGUCGACACCACGAGUAGUAACUAUAAUGACAACACCUACGACAGGAUCGUGGUGUACGGACAGACCAUGCUGGACGCCAUCAUCCCCGGAUCAGCCAAGUCUUUCAACUACCAGCAAGAGUUCAACCUGACUGAUGAAACAACUCUCAGUAUCAGCGAUCACUACCCCGUGGAGGUGGAGCUGAAGAUGGAUCAGAAACACAAAGCACCGAGACAAAAGAGGGCAGCUCCUUCUCUUACAGAACCAAAGAAGAAGAAGGCUGAGCCAGCAGGAAGGAAGAAGAGGAGUACGACAACCAAAAAGAAGUCAACACAGUCAAAAAACACGCCAGCCAAGAGACAACGUCUCUGCAAAUGAUAUCUCGAUAUCUUGAUAUCAGUUGAGCAGAUUGAAUUUCAAGAUCUUGCAUCAAUAAAUCAUCUAAAAGUCGCAUUACUAGAGUUUUAACUCGCACUGCUUAAAAUGAUUUGGCUUCUUAAAGCUGAAAUCUUUCCACACACUGCCUCCGUCUUCAUAGGUGACUGUAACUAUUCUAUAUACUUAAAGAUGUAAAAAUUGUGUAAAUUGUGACUUUAUUGUCACUUUUAAGGUGGUCAGUGCUUGUGACAAGUCUAUUUUUUAUAAUAAUCGAUAAUCCAGAUGAAUGUAUGUAGCAACGAGAUUUUAAUAAAAGAAAAAAACAAAACAAAUGUAGUUUACAGACACCAGUAUUAAAUGGAAAUAUCAGUCAGAAUACAGCUAAAGAUUAAAAGAUAAAGGAUGUUUAUUGUAUAUCAUAAAUCUUUCUUCAGUAGUCAAUGACAGUCAUGAUAUUUUUUAUAUCUUUAUGUAUGAAAAACAAAAACAUUUCUAUUGUAUUUCAUGACUGAAUGUAAAGUUGAAAAGAUUUAGAAACUGCUAAAGCUUUGCCUAUGUGUAACAGUUUUAAUAA